This is a messenger RNA of Engraulis encrasicolus (European anchovy), 3975 nucleotides long. RefSeq names its product BRF1 RNA polymerase III transcription initiation factor subunit a (gene brf1a). Gene Ontology annotation, biological process: transcription by RNA polymerase III; transcription preinitiation complex assembly; DNA-templated transcription initiation. The transcript is spliced from 20 exons. Gene Ontology annotation, molecular function: TBP-class protein binding; RNA polymerase III general transcription initiation factor activity; RNA polymerase III type 3 promoter sequence-specific DNA binding. The record is from RefSeq and is a predicted model, not a curated record. Gene Ontology annotation, cellular component: transcription preinitiation complex; transcription factor TFIIIB complex; nucleus. NCBI's taxonomy places the organism in Eukaryota, Metazoa, Chordata, Actinopteri, Clupeiformes, Engraulidae. Bases 186 to 2270 code for a protein of 694 amino acids.
UGUGAAAAAUAAUAUUUGGGGUGAAAUAAAGAGCGCAUGUGCAGCAGCAGGCGACCAGGAGCUGCUGUCUUGGUCCUCGUGCGUGUCCCCUCUCCACGGUCCCACGUUGCCUGUUGAAGGCAUUUCGUCAAGUCCAGCAGCGUGCUCUCCUGUGAGAGCGUGUGUGUGUGUGUUUCAGGGUUAUCAUGAGUCCGCGUGUGUGUAAGACGUGCGGGGGGACGGAUAUCGAUGUGGACCAAUCACGAGGCAACGCCGUCUGCAUGGGCUGCGGCUCCGUGCUGGAGGACAACAUCAUCGUCUCCGAGGUGACCUUCGUAGAGAGCGGAGGGGGAGGGAUGUCAGCCGUCGGAACAUUCGUCUCCUCAGACGGUGCUGGCCACACCCCCUCUCUGGGACGAGACUUCCAUGUUGGAAUGGGGAAAGAGUCCCGAGCACAGACCCUACAGAACGCGCGUCGCCACAUCACCACUCUGGGUCACCAGCUGCAGAUGAAUCAGCAUUGUCUGGACACGGCCUUCAACUUCUACAAGAUGGCACUCUGCAGACACCUCACUAGGGGGCGCAAGAGCCAACACGUCAUCGCAGCCUGCCUGUACCUCGUCUGCAGAACAGAGGGCACCCCACAUAUGCUGCUGGACCUGAGUGACAUUCUGCAGGUGAAUGUGUAUGUAUUGGGUCGGACGUUCCUGGUCUUGGCUCGGGAGCUGUGUAUCAACGCUCCUGCUAUAGACCCGUGUCUCUACAUCCCGCGCUUCGCUCAGCUGCUGGAGUUUGGCGAUAAGAAUCACGAGGUUUCCAUGACGGCACUCCGACUCCUGCAGCGCAUGAAGAGAGACUGGAUGCACACGGGGAGGAGGCCAUCGGGACUUUGUGGAGCAGCUCUGCUGGUGGCGGCGCGUCUUCAUGAUUUCCGGCGUACGGUGAAGGAGAUCAUCAGCGUGGUGAAGGUGUGUGAAGCCACGCUUAGAAGAAGGCUAACUGAGUUUGGGGACACGCCCACUAGCGAACUGACCAUUGAGGAGUUCAUGAGGGCGGACCUUGAGAAGGGGGCGGAGUGUGAUCCUCCCUGCUUCACCGAGGGCAAGAAGAAACAGCGCAUCAAACAGCUAGAAGAGCAGCUGUCAAAGAAGCUGGAUGACAUGGAGGACGAGGUCUUCUGCUAUCAGGAUGAGAUUGAGUUUGAACUGGAGAGCAGCCGACCGAAGCAGAUGGGAAUGUACGCAUCCUACAGCAAAGAAGGUAACGCAGCAGCAUCAUCGUCGUCGGAGGUGGAGCCAGAGGAGGAGGCGGAGCUAAGGGAGGCGGCUCGUUGCCUAGCGCUGCGUCAGCUGACCCGGCAGGACGAGGAUGGGGCGGGCUCUGGGGAGGAAGGGGCGGGCUCUGGAGAGGAAGAGGAGGCGUGUCCUCUGAGGAGGCCCUCUGUCGCCGCCCUGCUGGGCCCUCUGCCAACUGCAGCCUCUCUGGGGCUACAGGACUCGAUAGACAGAUGCAUCGAGGAGAAGGAGAACGAGGAAGAUGGAGAGGGUGGUGAGCUGGACCUCAGCGGCAUCGAUGACGAAGAGAUAGAGAGGUAUCUCCUGAAUGAUAAGGAGGUGCAGAUCAAGACCAUGCUGUGGCUGCAGCAGAACGCAGACUACCUGAAGGAGCAGAAAGAGAAAGAGGAGCGUAUCGCUAAAGAGAAGGAGCUCGGCAUUUAUAAGGAAAAGAAGAAGUCCAGUAAGGCGGGCUCUCGGCGUAACCCUCCAAUCAGAGCGAGCUCAGCAGACGAGGCCAUCACCAAGAUGCUGCAGCAGAAAAAGAUCUCCCACAAGAUCAACUACGACGUGCUGAAGGACCUCAACACACACACACCCCUCAAGAGCCCCCCGCACACACUCACGCCGCCACACACACCCGCCCUACACACACGGACACCCGGCACACACACCGCACGCACGCCCGGCGGGACACACGCCACACACACACGAGGACGCAGGAGCGGCCUCACACCAGCACUCAGCAGCCAGAUCAGCAACCUGGGGAAGAGGUUGCGUCCUCUGGUGAGCGCUCAGCCUGCCAAGAGACUAGCCCUGGAUGAGCUGGCGUCGGGUGAGGUGUGUGAGGAGUCGCCGGCUCCUGCGGUGCGCGAGGAGAGUGUUGCCGUGCCGACCUACGAGGAGGAAGAGGAGGAGGAAGAGGAAGAGGAGGAGCCAGAGGAGGCCUGCGUCAGCGCCAUGCAGCUGCUGGGCGGCAACGAAUACGGCUGUGAUGACGACGACUACGGCUACUAGCAUCUGCUGUGCGGGAGAGAGGAACACACACACACACACACACACACACACACACACACACACACACACACACACACACACAGAUAUAAGAUGUACUCUCAAACUCACACACACACACACCAUGCUUCUCUGCUGAAUGUGUUUGCUGCUAUUCCAGCCUGACUGCCUAACUUACGGCUGGCCAAUCAAGUGCUGCCUAUCCCAGGCUGGCCAAUCGAGAGCUGCCUCUCCAACGGCUGGCCAAUCGAGAGCUGCCUUAUAACCCAGACUGCCUCUGUUUUACCCUAUCAAGUGCUGCUAAACGCUGGACCAAUCAGAAGAGGGAUCGGAUCCAGCGCUAAUGUAGCCCCGCGUUGCAUUCUCGCCAAAACACUUCCUGUUGCCUUCCCUCUGGCCACGCCCCUAACCCCGCCCAACUUCCUGUGAAGGCAUGUGCUUCCGGGUUGGAGAUCAAAGACGUGAGGCUUUCAGAUGUGAUGGCCAUUACUGUUAUUAUUUAGUAACGGUGACUUGUUAAUAUUGAGUAACGAUGGCUUGUUAAUAUUUAGUAACGAUAAUUUCUCAUUUUGUAAUGAUUUGUUGUUAUUUGGUAAUGAUGACUUGUUAUUAUUUAGUCCAGGCUGUUUGGCUGCACAACAGGGACACUACUAAUGUAUAUGUAGCCUACAGGUUACAACGUACAGAAUGCACAUGUUUUCUCAGAUGGUUGAAGAAUUUAAAUGUUGACGUGUUCAAAUAUAUUUUCUGAGAUGUUGAGCUGAUGUAUUAACAUAUGAUUUCUGUGCAGUUUGAGACCAUGAGUUGAUGGAUUUAAAUAUCAUUUCUGAAAUGUUGAGUUGGUGUAUUUAAAAAUAUAAUUUUCCAGAUGUUGGGCUGAUGUGUAUGAGGAUAACGAUUUGUGGAAUUGAUGUUUAUGGAUUGUUUACUUGUUUGCUUAUAGAUGGAUCUCUCCUGUUUACAAACAUUCCGCUGCACUGCACAUGCAGACAGGGAUUCUAGAAUGCUAAGCGAUUAGGUGUUCAACAUCAAAAAUCCCAUUGGAGCUCUGACAGUGUAGGGCAAGAACCUGUUGUCUUGUCGGCUAGCUGUUUGAUCCGUUUGCAUGGAUUCUGUACUUUUGAGGACACAGUUUAGGAGAAGAAGAUCUCUAGUCUAAUGUUUUACCUUUACGGAGAACAUUUUAUUGCCAUGUCCCUCGGAAUUGUUUGUUAUGCUUCGUAAAUAGCACAUCUUGUAACCAAGCGGUUGCCGCUGGCGACAAGGCGGGGUUUUGAGAUCGGACGCAGCCUCUGAUUGUUUGGAAGCCGCUGUCACUAUAAAGUCGUGUUCACAUGUGAUUGGCGUGAUGAAAAAUAAAAAUGAAUUUACAGAGAGCACCUAAAGCGAUUCUGAUGUACACACGAUAAGAUUUGUUCGCCCAAAACGAAGUCGGUAGGAGUACAGAAAUUCACGGAAACGGCUACAUCAUCCAGCCGGCUAGAAAAAAACGGUGCUAACCACAACCACUGUGUACUGUGCACUAGACUUCUCCAAUGGGAAUAUGAAUGGUAAAUAGAGCCGCCUAGCAUGUUGGCUAGCCGCCUAGCUUGUUGGAAUUCAUGUCUGUUAGUUUGCACGGCGCAGAUGUUUGUAAACUUCAGAAAGUCAUCAAUCAGGAGAAUGUAUAAAUAAACAACUAAACAUCUCUGGAGAGAGAGAGAUCAGA